AUGACCACCGCAGCGCAGCCCAAUGAACUAGUGUUUGAAUUUGCCAGUAACGGGAUGGAUGAAAUCAACCAGCUGGACGACCCGUCUGUGUUCCCCGCCGUGAUCGUGGAACAGGUGCCCACCACUGAUCUGUUGCAAGUAUACUCUGGCCUGGAGUCGGAUGAGGUGACCAAUGGCAUCAUGAUGGACAAUGCAAUGCAUGUUGUGGAGGCUCCCUCCAUCCUGGUGGGAGGCGUGGACCUCUCAGAAACUGUCUCGGGUGCAGAAGACAGCAUGGAGACAAACGAGGCCGCAGCGGCUCUGCUCAACAUGGAGUCACCAAAUAACAUACUGGAUGAGAAGCGCAUGCUUCACAAUUACAGCGUACUGCUGGAGGCAGACCUAACGUACGCACCCCUAAGACCCGACCACAUGGAGAACGGCGCCCUUGACAUGUCGCUGGACGAGGACACAUCAUCCAUGGACGAGAUCCCCCCGAGGUGUCCCUUGAAGCCGCAGAAAAAAAAUAAAGUGAGGAAGCCUCGGGCAGUGCGCUCCUGCUCCCCCAUCUCCACCCCCAGCCUUCCACUGAGGAAAAAGAGCAAAGAGGGCAAAGGCAACACCAUCUACCUGUGGGAAUUCCUUCUGGCCUUACUGCAGGACAAAAACACCUGUCCCAAAUAUAUCAAGUGGACACAGCGGGAGAAAGGCAUAUUCAAGCUGGUUGACUCCAAGGCUGUCUCUAAGCUUUGGGGCAAACACAAGAACAAGCCCGACAUGAACUAUGAGACCAUGGGACGAGCGCUCAGGUACUACUACCAGCGAGGCAUCCUGGCAAAGGUGGAGGGUCAGCGUUUGGUUUAUCAGUUCAAGGAGAUGCCAGACGACCUGGUGGUGAUCGAGGACGAUGACGACGCCGGGUCCGACUGUCACAACGAGUAUGGACACCAAAGGCCAUCCAACGGGAGGUCUGUGGCGCGAGGGGGCUCCAGAGGGAGGGCUCACCAGCAGGUCAAGCAGGUCAAGAAAGAGCCCAUUGAGCAAAACCUGCAGCGGGAAGUGCAGGGAGGACAAGCGGAACAACUCCUGCAAAUACUGCAGGGUAACCCUGGGACAGACAUCAGGUACAGCUGCACGCCCAUGAACGCUUCUGCUUCGCUCCCAGUUGUCUUGACAUCCUCUGGUUCUCUUCAGCCCCUUCCACUUACCACCGUUCUCCCCAACGGUGACUCCAGUCACUGCUCCGCCCCGGGUGUCCUACUCCAGUCCAUUCCUCCCACCACUACCGUAGCCAAUGAUGUGCUGACAAUCCAGGCUGCCAACGGCCUUCAGGAGGGUCUCCCCCAACAGUUGCUGGUCACCAACCUCGGCCCGUCUGCCAUCUCUUCCUCGUCCGCCACCUGCCCGUCCUCCAUCACACCCGCCUCCAGCCUCCCCCGCCUGCUCACCAUCAACACCACCUGUGGGCAGACCAUGGUGGCACAGCAGCCCGGCACCGUCAUCGCCACCGUGCUGAAAUCGGGCGACUUGUGUGGGUUGCAAGUGAAAGAGGAAAUGAUGGACUCCAGCUAUCUCCAGUCCAUGGUCAACUGCGACCCUACCCUGGCCAACACAUUCGCCAAGGAGGAGAUAGACAUUGGUGAGGCCGAGCUGCAGUACCGGACUGUCAUCAUUGACGCCAGUCACAACUACGGGCAGGAGCCCGCCGGUGAGACGGCCUUCAAUGGACUCCCAUCCCAGAGCGGCAGUCCGUGCGAAGGCCUCACCCCUGUGGAGGAGCUGGAGGUGCGAGGGGAGAUGUCCCUGCAGCCCCAGCAAGCCAUCAAAGGGCUGCAGGAGCUUCCCCUUUCUGUGCAGAUUCCCGCAAACUUUAUCCAGAUAAAGACCGAGCCCGCAGAGGCCUGA
Messenger RNA from Nerophis lumbriciformis (worm pipefish), 1884 nucleotides. Lineage: Eukaryota; Metazoa; Chordata; Actinopteri; Syngnathiformes; Syngnathidae. The record is from RefSeq and is a predicted model, not a curated record.